Messenger RNA from Aureobasidium uvarum, 1392 nucleotides. The record is from the annotation of a GenBank genome assembly. NCBI's taxonomy places the organism in Eukaryota, Fungi, Ascomycota, Dothideomycetes, Dothideales, Saccotheciaceae.
AUGUUCAUCAACAUCACACUCCCCUCUGACACUCAAAAGGGUGCUCUUCGACGGGCCAUUCGAUCACAGGCUGCGUUAAGCAGUGCCAUCUGCCGAAAGAAUACCAUCGCUGCCAAAGCCAGUGACUCAACCUCCCCUGAAGACCAAAAGCCUGCGAGACUCUUCGGUAUCCAUCUCUUCGGUCUCCGUCUCCUCAACACACGCCUCUACGAGUUCCAGCUCCGCCAGUCCAACGCAAUCGGAUUACACUUGACGUACUUCGCUCCCAUCGACCAUGAUCCAAUCUACAUGUCCGAUCGACCAAUUCUUCGCAAAGAACUCUGGCCUGAAACAGUGUCACACAGAGCCCUCUUCUACACGAACCUUCUCAUUACAUCAUCUCAUCCCUCCUUCUCACGAGAGCGAACUCCAGAAAUCACUGCCUGGUUUCGUCUAGAAGCAAUGCGUAGCCUCCAGACUGCACUGGACUCGACCGGGGGCAUGAACACAAGUGAUCAGCUCAUCGCAACAGUGUGCUUACUCUGCGCUUGGGAGCUCCAGUUCGGUGAUGAGCUCUCGGCAGUAGCACACAUGACAGGACUAAAGACGAUGGUGAACCUGCGUGGAGGUUUCCAUGACGCUACCUUUCCACCCAUUGUCCGUCGCCUUGUCGGUUUCGUCACCUACGACCAGCUUUGGUACUCUGGAGUGGAGCCUGUAUACGUGCCACAAGGAUUGAACAAGCCUUUGAUGGGUGAUAUGCGCGGCCUCGGAUUGCCAGUGGGCUUCGCAUCCUUUGUAAAGACCCAUCGAAUUUGUGCAAUCGCCCCUUCAACCUUGGGAUUCGUCUCGGAGAUCAACCUCAUCAUGAAGAGAACCCGCCAUCGAAAGUAUGCUCUGCUUGAUGUUCAAUCGCGUCUACUCGAGUACAACUUUCUGGACAAUGUGACGAGCAACUUUUCUCCGAUCCAGACUUCCAUUGACGACACGAUAUCAGUUCAAGCUGAGAUGCACAUCAAGCUUGCUCUAUUGUCACUUGUCUCUCACCUUCAGGAUGACAACUCCGGACAAUACUGGGAAAUGAGCAGUUCUCUAGUGCCCGAGGUUUUGAUCAAUACCAUCUAUGCCGAGGCUGGCGUAUGGGCCCUAUUCUCGAUAUGCAGUACAAUGCAGAUUCCAUCUCCCGUGCUGCUGGAUGGAUUGGAGAAGCUGGUCUCGAGUCUUUCCAUCACUGACUGGUCACUGGCUGACAUGACUUUACGACAAUACCUCUAUCCGCUGGACGGACUUGACAUUGCUUCAAAAAUGCUGUGGGAUCGAAUGACGCUGAACAGACCGACCAUAUUCGAGCAGAACAAUCUUUCGAGGUUUCAUGUUGCCGCAUAUAGACGCAAUGAAGAGCCAUUCGCUUGA